Molecule: messenger RNA, 704 nt
Organism: Stereum hirsutum FP-91666 SS1
Lineage: Eukaryota; Fungi; Basidiomycota; Agaricomycetes; Russulales; Stereaceae
Exons: 1
Coding region: 86-535 (149 amino acids)
Source: RefSeq, a predicted model, not a curated record
CGAUUAUCCUGUGAGACCACGACUGACCCUGACUUUCACCAUCCGUAACGAACAUCUACCCGGCGGAUUCCCGCAGCCCCAAAACAUGGUUGAACUGUUCGAACGAGGCAUAAGGAAUCUUGUGAAGAUGCUGACUAUGCUGUCGCCAUUACUUCCCCGCGAUCAGCCACACGACUUGCGAUGGGGAAUCACACGUUGGCCAUACGCUAAUUGCCUACUCAUCAUCGACGAUGAACCCAUCACCGAGGUUCUCAACGCCAUCCCGGAGACGAGGAGACUCAUCUUCAACAGUAUUCGUUCUUGUCGUGAUAUCAUAUCCGGAGCGGCUAACGACCCUAGACUCCUUCGUAAUCUGAAAAGCAUUCACUUCAUUGGGCAUCCACCGUCGGAUUCAUCGAUUUCUCUUCAACCACUGAAUCCGAAUAGUGUGCUUAGUAUGGAAGACACGAUAUACCACGAUAUCGCCGGGGACCUUCGUCUUGUGGCUGUGUUAUGGACUAUAUUUUUCGUCUUCUUGUAUGCUCGACAGGUCUGAUACCGCAGGAGACACGGAUGUGCAGUCUCAGUUUCUUUUUAUUUAACUACAUACACAUCAUCCACUCAUAUGGCCGGCUGAUGAACAUUCCAUGGACCUGUAGACGUGUCUCGACUCCUUUCGUAUUCUCGACUACGGACUACCUCGUUUCUCAUAGCCUCGGACUGUG